Molecule: messenger RNA, 6198 nt
Organism: Effrenium voratum
Lineage: Eukaryota; Dinophyceae; Suessiales; Symbiodiniaceae
Source: the annotation of a GenBank genome assembly
AUGUCCCAUCCUAACAUGGACAUCAUUGUGGAUGGGGUGGACCUGGUAGUGACAGUCCGCGGGGCAGUUGCAGCCGUGAAAGCUGAGUUCUUUGUGGUUCGCUUUGGCGGAGAAGCAGACGUAGUUCCCCGAGCUGCACAGGCGGAGAGCCGUGAGCUUGCGGCUUUGAACUUGCCGAGCCAUGCCGCGGCCAGGACCACACGGCUGGCAGAGUCAUAUGCGCAGACCUCACGGCAGGAGGGCUUUGCGGACCUUUGCUACUCCGUCACCUUCAACGCCCAGUCCUCACGAAGCGAGCCCCUGGCAGCGAAGUUUGGCUAUGCUCCGGUGACCGCGGCUGCUCAGGCGGUGGCAGUGCAAAACCUUGCAGCCUCGGAGGCGCCUGUCCGGGGAGUUGGAAGGCUGUACUGGCAGAGUGGAUGGCGGGCGGCAAAGCUGAGAGGCAUCCUGCCGGAAGCUUUGACCGCCAAGGUGAGCUGGAGGUGGAACCUGUUCGUGGAGGAGCCGAAGGAGUCCUCGCCGGAGCUGGUUUUGUCCUCGGACUUUCGGGAAUCCAUGGGGGAUAAGAACCAGGACAGCUUCCGGGUCACUUGGGAUGGGGACUUUGCUACCUGGCUGGACUUCGCGCGGAAGGAGAUUGACCACAAACGUUUGAGCCAGCACGACGGUGCGAAGUAUCUCCUGGACUACUUGGAGAAUCGCCUCGCCAAGACUCCCGUUCCUGAUGCCGGUGUUCGAGCAGAGGAGCUGUUGCUGAGGACGGCUGGGAUGGAUGGCCUCUCGAUCCACGGGAAGCCUUUGGAGAUGGAGAAGAUGAGCCUGAUGAAGAAAGCGGAGAUCCUCGAUCAGAGGGCUGCACUGACAUCGGCACAACGUCUGAAUGUGCUGGCUUCCAUCCACAACAGCCUGCACAGCGCCGAUGUCGAGCGCGGUCUGAGAGCGGUGGAGGAGGAGCUCACCCAUCCGGAUCAAUCCGGAGGCCGGAAAGGAAAAGGUGGUGGAAAAGGGCGCUCCUUCUGGGUUGAGGAAGAUGGAGAGUGGGGCAUCUUCAUGGGCACGGAGCUGGAGGUCGAGGAGUUCGUCGACCUGAACCAGGUCCACUGGGUGAACAAGAACCCCAUGCAGGACUACCCCACCAAGACGCAAGAGCACAACCUAGAGAGCGUGAUGGAAGACGGCUUCUGGAACCAGGAGGAAGACGGUGGCUACUCCUGGUGGGACUCUGGCGGGGACGGCGAGUACUACCACCAGGACAUCUCUGGUACCUACUGGGCAUGGUCCGACUGGGAGACGCAGCAGCAGACUUCGUUGAUGGUGGCUCCCGAGCAGCUGAAGGAGGUUCAGGAAGCCUACGCGGCCUACGAGCAGAAGGCCCGGACGUUUCAGGAGGCUCGGAGAGUCAUGGCUGCCAAAGGAGCCAACCGGGGAUUCUACCCCUCAAAGGGAGGAAAAGGCAAAGGUGGGAAGUCAUCUGGGAGCUACUUCGUGGAAAGCCACCUGGGCAUCUUCAUGCUGCGAGAGGAGCAGAUCGAGUUGGAGGAGGGAGGCGAUGGAGACGUCAGGUUCAACCCGGACUUGAUCGGCAUGACGAAAUCGGAGAUCAUCCUGGACCCUGCGGAGGUCUUCCAAGCCCCAGGUUCCCCGAGGAUCCCUACAUCCUUGUGGACCCCCAGAGUGGCACUCGCUCAGUUCCCCGAUGAUGGUCUUCCUGGAGGUGGAGAUCAGACGACCUUGGACGCCGGGGACAUCCUGUACCAGGAGAAGAUUCCGGACCCCAUCAUGAUUGCGGUGGUGGAGAGCCCGGAGUCGGAAGGAUAUGGAGUGCUGGAUACCGGCGCCACGGAGACGGUUGGUUCCCUGACGGCUCUGGAGCGCAUUGUUCUUGGCCGUAGGCAUGUUCUGGGAGUCAAGGAGGAGAUCAAGGUUGUCCCCGCCCCGUUGAAGUCCUUCAAGUUCGGCAACGGGGCCAUCCAGAAGAGCGAGAGCUAUCUCCUGCUACCCCAGAACCUUGGAGACCGGCGCCUAUCUCUUGGCAUCUACACCCUGGAUGCGCCGGGCGUCCCCGUGCUGAUCGGCAUCAAGACCCUCGGGAAGUUGCAAGCCAUCAUAGACGUCUUCAAAGGAGUUAUCAUCAUGCAGGCGGUGGAUCCAGCCAUCGCCAUCCCGUUAGUGAAAAGCAGAUGCGGCCACCUCCUGAUCAAUCUGCAGGAGCCUCGCUACUCUCCCGCCAUGGCAUCCGAGAAGGAGACGACCAGGGACCCCCUCAAUGGCAAGACACCCGAGAUCGUCCCGGCGAGCAAGGGAGCAGCGAAGGCCAAGGUCAAGACCAAACCAACGACUGGUCCCCUGGGGGAGAAGUUCGACUACGGACGACAAGUGGGGCCAGACCCUCGAGAUCCUCGCCUGACCGGGCCACCAUGCAACGGCAACCAUCAGGAAGCACGUCCCGGCCGGGGUUCGGUUUCGGGAUCCAACGCCCAUGCCAUUUGGACGGCGUGUGCGGUGUGCAGACUCAGGCUGAGCUACACCCCAGCCUACGGAGCUCAUGCCAUGACCCGCCAGGCCGGACCGUUGCCGAGCGACACAAAGGAGGUGGUGGAGUCCCUUGGGAACGAGGCGGCGCACAACCCUCUUCUCAAGAACCAGGCGAUCUGCCUCGAGGGAGCGGAAAGAAGCUUGAUGAAGCGCCUGGAGGUGAUCAAGGCUCAGAAGGCGAAGGCGCUCGCAAAGCAGGGCUACCACGAGGAGAACAUCAAGGAAGAGGGUGUUUCUCAGCCCAGCGAUGCGGAGGAGCUCAAGACGACUCCAGGAGUACGACGCCCAGACGGAAAGCUCCUGGACGGUGACUUCGCCAUCGUGAAGGGUGAGGACACCCUGGAGUAUGACAACCUCGGUGUCUACCAGCCGGUGGAGAAGUUCCCGUUGGCCGAUGAGGACCUGCUGUAUCUUUUGGAGAAUGUCAAGGAUACCCAGGACCGCAUCGAGGAGGCUUUUCAAGUUUGUGGUGGCGUGCCGGAACCGUGGGACGUGCUGGAGCUCUGCUGUGGACCGGAGAGCCUACUACUUCAAGAAGUACAACGUGCUGGUGGUCGUGGAGGUCGAGCUGGUUUGUUCAACAACUGCGACCUCAUGAAGAAUGAGGGCCUCCAGAACGUGCUCAACAUGAUCAAGCAGCAUCGUCCCCGAUGGCUCUGGAUAAGUCUUCCCUGCGGGCCAAGCUCUCCCAUCCAGAACCUCAACGAGAUCACCGAGGAGGGCAAGAGAAAAGGGGAUCUUCGCCGCAAGAAGUCGAAGGCUAUGGUGAAGAGAGCGCUGAUCGUGGCGCGAUACCAGACGGCGGCCAAGGCGAUGAUGCAGCAAACUGCAGCGGCCUAUGGCUCGACAGAGCCCCAGGCAAAUGCCCUCGGCGGGCUCACUUCCCAGGAGAUCAACAAGCUGGCGGAGACGGUCCUGAAGCUCCACCGUCAAUGUGGACACCCGAGCAGCAGGGCGCUCAUCAGGGCCCUGAGAUCGAGGGGAGCGUCAGAGCAGAUGCAAGCAGUGGCUCACCAGCUGAACUGCCCGGAAUGCCAGGAAGGUCGCAUGGCAACGCCUAUGACCCAGGUUUCCUUGGAGAAGGCAGACACCCUGUGGCACACCGUGCAGAUUGACACCUUCUACAUGCGGAUCGGCACGGAGGUGCACCACUUCCUUCUCUACCUUGACGAGGCUUCGGGCUACGUGGUGACCGACGAGAUCGUGACCCACCCAGAUGACCAGCACGAGAACGUGGCGACGCCAGAGAUGUUGGAGUCCCUUCAGAAGAGCUGGAUCCAGUACUUCGGCAUGCCCAAGCGGAUCCGGUUGGAAGACCUCAACCCAGCUUCAGCCUCGCAUGCGCAGUUGCCUGGUCAUCCCCUGGAAGUGCAACUACGCCUUCGCCGAGAAGCCGAAGCACAGUACAAGAAGCAGCAAGACCUGGCCAAGCUGAGCCGGGCAACCAACUCGCGAGCAGCCCCGGUGAAUCAGUUUUUGCCGGGAGACCUCGUCUACUACAAGCGGUUCAAGACCCCUCGAUCCUUGAAACUUGGGCUAAAGCAGAGAUCUGAGCUGCGAGGGAGAAGCCGGAGCCGACUUCGAAUGGAACGCCGGAGUAGCGAGCCCAAGAUCCCUUUCAAGCCAGAACCACAGGAAGAUGACGAGCUCAUCGAGGAUCCGGAGAGUCGCAAGCGCCAGCUGUCGGAAACUCCGGCAUCACCCGAGGACGAGAUCGACAUCGAUCGGCUGCUCUCCGACCUGAAUUACAACCCGCUGGAACGAUAUACGCCGGAGGAACGGGAGAAGUUCCGGAAGAAGAGAAUGAGCCAUGAAGGAGAGGAGAUUCCCCUUCAUGUGAGGAAGAGCCUGCCUGCCGCUUCCUCUUCGAGUCCUGUCCAGUACGUCGCUGAGGAAGAGGCAGAGAAUGGCAUCUUCGGCAUCACCAUCCCGACCCCCGCGAAUGAGAUGGAGUGGAAGAAGAUCGUGAAGAACCCAGCCAAGUUCGCGGCCAAGAACGUCCAGAAGGGCGCGGAGGACGCGACGAUCAAAGUGGACGCGGCUCUGGUCAUCGACGCGAAGUCCGUCUAUGACGCCUUCUGGAAGGAGGACACUGGUGACAAGCAGACAGGACCAGACAUGCCUGGGUUCUUUGAAGGCUUCCUGACCUUUGGGCAGGCGAGCCUUGAGCAGAUCAGCACUCCACAUCAGAGGUACGAGGAUGCUGAAGCCACUUACAAAAAGGGGCUGCAGCUCUCGCCAGAGGAUUCGUCCUUGAAAGAAGGCUUGCAAAAGGUCAUGGAUGCCAAGUACGAUGUGGGCCCUAUGUCUGGAGGGGAUGAGGCUGAGGACUUGCUUGGCAAGUUCGAUGCCAACUCCCUGACAAUGGCAGCAGCGCGGAAUCCGAAAGUCAAAGAGUACAUGAAAGAUACUCUGUUCAUGCAGCGGAUCAAUGCUCUCAUGGGAAUGACCAGUUCUGCUGGCGCUCUAAAGGAGCAGAUGGUGAUGCAGCUUAUCCAACAGGAUCCACGCAUCCUGGAGGCCCUUGCUGCAGCUCAAGGACUUGUGGUUCGAACAGGAGCCGACUUUGCCCCAGAAGACGUGAAGGCGGAAGCUGGACCGCAACCGAAGGAGCAGACGGGUCCAAAGGAAAAGACUCCAGAAGAUACUCGCACGCCAGAACAAAAGCAGGCGGAUGAUCUCAAAGCAGAAGGCAACAGGCUUUACAAGAAGCGCAAAUUUAGCGAAGCCAUGGAGCAGUACGACAAGGCUCUUGAGAAAGCACCGGAUGACCUCACCUAUCAUAACAACAAGUGCGCAGUAUGGAUGGAAAUGGGUGAGGAGAACUACCCGAAGGUGCUGAAAACCUGUGAAGAUCUGAUUUCCAAGCGCUACGAAAUCAAUUCCCGAAAUCCGGGAGGAGCCUCCUUUGAAAAAGUGGCGAAGGUGUAUACUCGAAUGGCAUCUGUUUAUGAAAAGCAGAAGCGAUUUGAUGAAGCCAUUGCCAUGUACAACAAAGCGCUGACGGAGGACAACAACAGGCUGACACGGAACUUGCUCAGAGAGGCCGAACGAGCCAAGGAGAAGUACGAGAAGGACAAGUAUUUGGAUUCUGCCAAAGCAGAAGAGCACAGGGAGAAAGGCAAUGCGCUGUUCAAAGCUAACAACAUGGUUGCGGCCAAGCAGGAGUAUGAUGAAGCAAUCCGACGGAACCCAAAGGAUGCUAAACUCUACUCCAACAGAGCCGCCACCUUCACCAAGCUCCUGGCGUAUCCGGACGCGCUGAGAGACUUGGAGGAGUGCCUGAAGCUUGAGCCGACCUUUGUCAAAGCCUACUCAAGGAAAGGAGCUGCGCACUUCUUCUUGAAGGAGUACCACAAGGCAUUGGAAGCGUAUGAGGCAGGCUUGAAAUUGGAGAAGGACAACGAAGAGUGCCAAAGGGGAAGAGAGCAGGUCAUUGCAAAGAUCAUGGAGACCCAGUCUGACGCAGUAGAUGAAGAACAGGUGCGGCAUGCUAUGGCGGAUCCGGAGAUUCAGAAGAUGCUUCACGAUCCACAGGUGCGCAUGUUCUUGAAGACCUUGCAGGAAAGCCCUGCAGAGGGUGAAAAGGCCAUGAGAAGUGAUCCUAAGCUUGCGGAGAUUGUGUCAAAGCUGAUGGCAGCAGGCAUAAUUCGAACCAAGUGA